AUGGCUCCGCCGACCAUGCCCAGGAUGCAGCUGCAGAUGCCGCCCAUGGCCAUGCACGGCCAGGGCGACGUGUACCCGGCGCCCGGGAUGGUGAAGCGCGAGGGCGGCGGUGCCGGGGACGCGGGGAGGAUCGGGCUGAACCUCGGCCACCGGACCUACUUCUCCCCCGGGGACAUGCUGGCCGUGGACCGUAUGCUGAUGCGGUCCCGUCUCGGCGGCGUGUUCGGGCUGGGAUUCGGCCGCGCCCACCACCAAGCUCCUCGGUGCCAGGUGGAGGACUGCAAGGCGGACCUCUCGGGCGCCAAGCACUACCACCGGCGCCACAAGGUCUGCGAAUACCACGCCAAGGCCGCCCUCGUCUCCGCCGCCGGCAAGCAGCAGCGCUUCUGCCAGCAAUGCAGCAGGUUCCACAUGCUCACGGAGUUCGACGAGGCAAAGAGGAGCUGCCGGAGGCGGCUCGCAGAGCACAACCGUCGCCGGAGGAAGCCGGCGCCUGGCAGCACGGCGGCGUUGUCCAAGGAUUCGGCUCCACCUUCCAAGAAACCCAACGCCGGCGCCAUCUCCAGUUCCUACACUGCCGACAACAACACUUUGAGCACGACGAAGUCGACCAUCUCCUCCAACACGAGCGCGAUCAGCUGCCUCCAGCAGAGCCAGGCCAGGGAGGUAGCCUCGACGAGGCCGACGACGCUCACCCUCGGUGCGCCGCUGGAGGAGGACGAUGAGCAGCAGCAGAUCAGGAACGCCAUGCAGCUCCACCACCAUCAGGAGCAGCAGCACUUCAUCACCUCCCUCUUGCACAACAACAUCAAUAACAGCAACAUUCUGUCGUGUUCCUCGGUGAGCUCCAGCACGAUGCCAUCGGCGGCGGUGGCGGCCAAUGGCGAGGUCUCCGACCAGAACAACGACAACGCCAACAACAGCAUGCAUAUGUUUGAGGUGGACUUUAUGUAG
Molecule: messenger RNA, 954 nt
Organism: Triticum turgidum subsp. durum (durum wheat)
Lineage: Eukaryota; Viridiplantae; Streptophyta; Magnoliopsida; Poales; Poaceae
Source: the annotation of a GenBank genome assembly